AUGGGCUUGGGUAUUGUUGCGAGGGACCAUGUGGGUAGAGUGGUUGCAGCUCGAAGCAUCUCAAAUGUGGGUUUUCUUGAACCAAUGGCAGCGGAGGCCUUGGUCGCUUUCUUUGCAGCCAACUUCUGCAAGGAAAUAGGACUUACUCAUGUGAUGUUGGAAGUAGAUGACCUACUCGUGGUUAAUGCUAUGAACUCAGGAGUGCACCAAGGAGGCAGAUGUGAAACUCCAGCAUGUAUUCGUGAUGUUGUUUUGACAGAACAAUCAGAUAUGUCAUUGAUUAACUCAGGAGUGCACCAAGGAGGCAGAGAGAAGAUGGUGGAAAGAUUUAUAUUCAUUUUUUUGGCAACGACUUUGCUCGUAUUAAGUGGCGGGGUUGAUGCGAAAGCGAAAGCUAGAAAACGAUUAUCAGAAGUUAAUCAAAAACUGAAGCUUCUCAACAAGCCUGCAGUCAAGAGUAUUAAGAGUGAAGAUGGAGAUAUUAUUGACUGCGUUGACAUCUACAAACAACCUGCUUUUGAUCAUCCUGCAUUAAGGAACCACACCAUUCAGAUGAGACCCAGUUUUAUUCUCCCAUACGAGUCUUCUCAUCUGCCAGCACCAUCUCAAACUUGGCAAAAAAGUGGAAGUUGUCCAGAGGGAAGUGUCCCCAUUCGCAGAGUUGGAAGGCAAGAGUUAUUGAGGGCUGCUUCCCUUGAGCACUUUGGAAGGGACGGCCUGCCAACUUCACUGCAGGCAGUGAACACAACAAGUGAUCAUCGCUUUGUAUACUAUAACGCCUCCAAAAUCUCCGUGUUUCCUGCAGCCGACCACUCGAGUGCAUUUCUUAUUACAACGGGAUAUAAUUUUCUUGGAGCUAGAGGAGACAUAAAUAUUUGGAGUCCAAGUGUGGAAUCAUCCGAUGAAUACACCACUGCUCAAAUUUGGCUCAAAAAUGGCGUUGGUGACAUUGAAUCUUUAGAAGCAGGCUGGAUGGUCAACCCAAAUUUAUUUGGUGAUGCAAGACCACGGCUGUUUGGACGUUGGACAGAUCCAAGCACUGGUUCUUGGUGGCUAUUAUAUGGUGAUGAAAUAGUAGGGUAUUGGCCGGGAAGUAUCCUGAAUUAUAUGCAACAAAGUGCUACGAAAGUUCAAUGGGGAGGAGAUGUUUACAGCAAAAAUGUAAUGACAAGCAGCAACCACACAGCAACAGCCAUGGGGAGUGGGGGUUUUGCAAAUGGUUUGUGGGGAGUUGCAUCUUUUAUCAACAAGCUUAGGAUCGUGGAUACCUCUCUCCAGCUGAAGUACCCUCAAUGGGUAUUCGAAUUCAGCGAGGAACCCAAUUGCUAUACCACUAAUAACUACAGGGAAAAUCCUGCCGACGAGCCUACUUUCUACUUUGGAGGGCCUGGUCGAAACCCUAAUUGUCCAUGA
Corylus avellana is the source of this 1413-nucleotide messenger RNA. The record is from RefSeq and is a predicted model, not a curated record. NCBI's taxonomy places the organism in Eukaryota, Viridiplantae, Streptophyta, Magnoliopsida, Fagales, Betulaceae.